GGUACGACUUGUAUUUUGUAAAAAAUUAAGACUUUCUCUAGCAUGAUACUGAUUAAGUUUUAUCUUCCCCAGGUGAGUGCUAAUCCAGAGGUUUUUUUAUGGUUAUAAAUCGCCAUACUUCACUACAGAUACAAGUGACCGUGGAGUAUUCAUUUGUUGGAGAGGCUGGUAGCUACAGCGCUGACAAUCAAUAUGGUCUUAUCCAAAGGAGUGAUCAUCCUCCAUGGAUUUCAGACGGUUAUAGCAAAGGCUGGUGAUGCAGUCACAAGUGGCUCUGUGACGUUCCAGUUGUCCGUCAGCGUUGAUAUGGCUCCAGCAGUGCAGAUUCUGGUCCACAGCGUUCUUCCCAGUGAGAAUGCAGUUGCUGCUAGUGUGCCGUUUGACACCGAUAUGCAUUUCCAGAACCAGGUGUCUCUGCAGUUUUCUCCAGCUACGACUGUUCCUGCGGAGGGAAACGUUCUGAUGGUGUCUCCUCAAGCAGGAUCUCUGUGUGGUAGAUCAGAGCAUCCGGAUCAUGGAGCCAGGAAGACGUCUGAGUGCUGAAAGGGUGUCUGUGUGCCUCAAUCAGGUUUUUUGUUUGAGCUUUUAAUCUGGAUAUUUCAGUGUGUGGCACUUCUGAUUAGAAUGCCACUUUAGUUUACCCCAGUGUCUGAAGUACAAGGGCCUGAGUUUUUAUCGCAACUUCAGUGUCGGUAUGUCUGUUACUUUGAUUCUUACUCUAGAAAUUGGUACAUGACUUAAAGAUAAAAUGAAAAAAUGUAGUCUUGUGUUGUAAUGGUCUAUACUAGCUUUUGUUACUGAAUGUGGUCUUUUAA
Molecule: messenger RNA, 815 nt
Organism: Pimephales promelas (fathead minnow)
Lineage: Eukaryota; Metazoa; Chordata; Actinopteri; Cypriniformes; Leuciscidae
Source: RefSeq, a predicted model, not a curated record